CAGGCGCAGCCCGCAAAGCAGGUCCUGUGAUUGGCCGGAUUCCUGGGCUCAGUCCCCACGCCCCGUCCGUCCCCCAGAGGCACGGACCGCGCACCUCUGAGCUGCCGGGGUGGGAACGCCACCCUAGCGGAUUUGAAGGGAUUUUUAAGAGAAUCAUGUCUGCAGUGUGGAAGACUCCCCGUGGAUCAGAUGCAAUGCCUGAGAUUAUGGUGAAAAUCAUUGGAAGUAAACAUUUUAGAUACCUCGUGGAGAAGCCAAAGAUCAAUGAGAAUGAGAACUUCAUUACAGAAACUCAGACAAUGCACCAGGAACCAAUGACUGAUAAUGCAAGACAGAUGAGCAGAGAUCCCCCAGCUCCCGUUAACUUCACUGAUCAGCAAACCAAUGAUAAUCCAGAUGAUGUGAAAGAGAACAAGCACACAGAGAACAACCAGAAAUCAGAAAACAACCAGAAACUAUUAACAGGAGUACAUAACAGCAGAUUCCUGGAUGUAAAAAUUCCCGGUCGGGCAGAUGUCUACUGCUGCUCUGUGCCAGCUGGAGACCAGUCCCUAUCCUAUGUGCAUGGCAUUCCCAGGAGAAAGCUUAGAGACUGGUCCCUGGAACAGAUGGUGAGAGGUGGCUCUGACCAACAUGAGGAUAUUGGCCAGAGGCCAAGAGGGACAACAAACGAAGACACUUUUCUUCUUGCUCUGGUCAGAAGAGAACUCAAGUCUCGUCCUUUGAGAUCCAACUUAUUAGAAAAGCUUCAGACAGAGCUGAAGAUCCUGGACCCAAUAUCUUCAGGAUUUCUUCUCCAAUCUCAGCUGAGCCAUCUCUUUUUGAGGCAUGAACUCCCUCUACAGUUACCAACAGUCAAAAUCCUUUGUCAGAGAUUUUCUAAGAGGGGCUCUCCUGAAAUGGUGAAUUAUGAGAAGCUACUCUGGUUUUUAAACAGUGCAGCUUCAGACUAUUCGCAGCAAAAUAAAGCAGUUGCAGACCAGAGGAAAACUGAGAGUCAUGGCAAUCAUAGCCAAAGCAGCACUCCACCUCAACACUCCAGCACACAGCCAGAAGUCAACAGGGGUCUGUUGGAGAUUUUGAAGAUGGCACUAAGGACAACCAAUGGCAAACUCAACAUAGACAAUCUCAAUCUGAGUUUUCGAAAAGAAGAUCGCUCGUUCUCUGGCUGCCUCCCUCCACCUAAGGUCAGGGCUAUAUGUGGGAAGCAUGGAUUAUAUCUGCCCCUGAGCCUGCUGGAAACAUUGCUUAGCCAUCAAGAUUUGGGCUACCAAAAUGAAAUAAAAUGGCAGAAUUUUGUUGAGAUACUGAGCAGAGCUUCUGCUGAUUUGUUAUCUGAUUUGCCUACAGGGAAGAAUGAAAAGAAAGCCUCUGCCCCUCCAGUGGAGCCUGAAGUCCCUGAGUUGUCUCAAAGCAAAACUGAACAUAUGAAAACUCCAGAAGAGGAGCUGCAGCCAGAAAACUCUCCUGCUGAAACUUCAGCCUCCAAAGAUCCACUGAAUUCUUUAAAGAUCAGGCCAGUCUCCCAGUCCUUGGUGAACCCAGCCAUGAAGAACGAGGUUGAAGAAUGUGAAACGUGGAUAGACAGGUUCCGGAAGCUGGAAAACGCCCUCUACCUGUGUGAUCUGAGUAACACAGGAGUUCUGGAGAAGGAACGAGCCAGACGCCUCAUUCACAACUACAAUCUCAUUUACAACCUGUCCCUGAGCCCUCGGAAAAUCGACCAGGCCUUGCGCAGAUUCCGUUUGGGAGAAAAUAUGCUCUUGGAGCCAGCACUGCGGUACUUAAAGGAGCUAUGAUAACAAGCCCAUAUUGUGAGAACAGAUGUUUCCCUUAUCUCCCUUUUUACCCAGACACGUGUUUCUCCCCAGCCUGAGUGCAGUGGCGGAGGCAUUGUCAGAGUGGAGGCCAAUGCAGCUAUUGUAGAUGCUUUUGAUUUGGGCUUGGUUUCUGGCUGUGAUGCUUGCACAUAAGCAGCUCAAAGUGAUCAAAGGAAACCUAGUUUUGUCUUCUGAUGUGGCUAAAACCCAGCUACUUAGAAUCUCCUUCUGUUUUAAUAAAGCUUAUUAUUAAUAUUA
Messenger RNA from Callithrix jacchus (white-tufted-ear marmoset), 2078 nucleotides. RefSeq names its product chromosome 7 C1orf87 homolog (gene C7H1orf87). The record is from RefSeq and is a predicted model, not a curated record. Lineage: Eukaryota; Metazoa; Chordata; Mammalia; Primates; Cebidae.